Molecule: messenger RNA, 1443 nt
Organism: Bathycoccus prasinos
Lineage: Eukaryota; Viridiplantae; Chlorophyta; Mamiellophyceae; Mamiellales; Bathycoccaceae
Product: tryptophan synthase subunit beta
Exons: 1
Coding region: 1-1443 (480 amino acids)
Biological process (GO): L-tryptophan biosynthetic process
Cellular component (GO): cytoplasm
Molecular function (GO): tryptophan synthase activity
Source: RefSeq, a predicted model, not a curated record
AUGGCAACAACAUCUGCGUCGUUUUUAUCGGCGCGCAGCUCGAGUGCGAGCGCGCGUGGGAAGACGUGCACCUCAAAAUCAUCAUCAUCGUCCUCGAGAAUUACGUCCGAGCAAACGCAUCAUCGUUUAAAGAAGACUACGAAGAGGAGCACGACUAAAACGACCAAAAUCAGAGCGGUGAUGACGCCGCCAGAACAACAACGCGUAUUCACGCGAGAUUUAAAACGCCCGGACGAGAACGGGAGAUACGGCGGCGUGUACGGAGGAAAAUACGUCCCGGAAACGCUCAUUCCAGCCCUUCUCAAUUUGGAACGAGAGUACGAAAAGCUGAAAACGGAUCCCGCGUUUAUAGAAGAGUUCGACCAAGUCUUGAAAGAUUACGUCGGGAGAGCGAACCCGUUAUACUUCGCGGAACGCUUAUCCGAGAGGUACAAGAAACCGGACGGAUCUAUGCCGCAUAUUUAUUUCAAAAGGGAAGAUUUGAACCACACGGGUGCGCAUAAGAUCAACAACGCCAUCGGCCAAGCGAUAUUGGCGAAGAGGAUGGGGAAGAAGCGCAUCAUCGCGGAGACGGGCGCUGGGCAGCACGGAGUGGCGACGGCGACGGUGUGCGCGAGGUACGGGUUGGAGUGCAUCAUUUAUAUGGGCGCGGCGGAUAUGGAGAGACAGAAGUUGAACGUGUUUCGCAUGCGAUUGUUGGGCGCGACGGUGACUCCGGUGAGAACCGGGACGAGCACGUUGAAGGACGCGACGAGUCAAGCGAUUCGAGAUUGGGUGACGAACGUGGAGACGACGCAUUACAUUUUGGGCUCCGUGGCUGGUCCUCAUCCGUACCCGAUGAUGGUCAGAGAUUUCCACUCGAUGAUUGGUAAGGAAGUGAGAGAGCAAGCGAUGGAAAAAUGGGGCGGGAAACCGGACAUUUUGAUCGCGUGCGUCGGCGGCGGGUCGAACGCGAUGGGUUUGUUCCACGAGUUUGUGAACGACGAGGACGUGCGUUUGAUUGGCGUGGAAGCUGGCGGAGAAGGUAUUAAUCUCGGACAAAAACACGCGGCUACUUUGACGUUAGGGAAACCCGGAGUUUUACACGGUUCGUUUUCGUAUUUGAUCCAAGACGAGGAAGGCCAAAUCAUCGAGCCGCACUCAAUUUCGGCGGGUUUGGAUUAUCCAGGCAUUGGUCCGGAACACUCGUUUCUGAAAGAUUUCGGGAGAGCUGAGUAUUACCCGGCCACGGAUCAAGAGGCGUUGGACGCGUUCGUCUUCACGUCGAGGUUGGAAGGCAUCAUUCCGGCGUUGGAAACGUCGCACGCUUUGGCGUACUUGGAAAAGUUGUGCCCGACGUUACCGGACAAGUGUAAGGUUGUGUUGAACUUUUCCGGGAGAGGCGACAAGGACGUCACGCAAGCCGCGAACUUUUUGAACAUCUCCGGCGAGGUUGACAUUUAA